Rotaria sp. Silwood1 is the source of this 1695-nucleotide messenger RNA. Lineage: Eukaryota; Metazoa; Rotifera; Eurotatoria; Philodinida; Philodinidae. The record is from the annotation of a GenBank genome assembly.
AUGUCGGAUAUCCAUUCACCACAAUCAAAUUCGUCGUCUACAUCUAAUUUAACAACAACACCACGAAGAAUUUUGAAAGCAAAACGAAGUUUAGUAUGGAGAUACUUCAAAAUUGAAAAUGAUUCAUUCGAUGUCGAGUGUAUACUAUGCUCGUCGACUGUACCUCGUACAUCAACAUCAACCUCUAAUAUGUUACAUCAUCUACAAAUACGUCACAAACUCGAAUAUGAACUCAUUAAUAAAGCUACGAAAUCGAAAAAUGAUGCUUCAUCACAACGCUUACCAUUAACAAGUGCUCGAUCAGAACAUCUGACAAAACUCGCUGCUAAUUUACUUAUCCACGAUUUACUUCCACUUUCUGUUGUCGAAAGCUGUCAUCUCCAAACGAUCUUUCGAGAAGCUGAACCAUCUUACGUAUUACCAAGGCGCAAAUAUUUUGUAACAAAUGUUUUGAAAGACAUGUACAAUUCAACUCGAAACAAAGUGCAGCAUGCAUUACAUAAUGCUAUAGACAAUCAACUUUUUAUAUUAUUAUUUGGUACAACAUUAACAAGUCUUGCAAUUAUUUUAGUUUAUUUUCAACAACAAAAGAAGAAAAAAAGCGAUGAAGAACAAAAAAAUGAAUAUUUAAAAUGUAAAUCAUUAUUUGAUUUUGAAGAAUUAGCUAAAAAAUUGUUGAUGCCGCAUCGAUUUUAUUAUUUUAAUUAUAAAGCUGGACAAGGACAUACUUAUCAAGCAUGUAGAGAUUAUUUUGAUAAAAGAUUAAGAAUUAUGACAAGAAUUUUAAUUGAUGUCAGGCAAAUUUCAUUAAAAACGAAUAUUUUUGGAGAAGAAUAUUCAUGUCCAAUAAUAAUCGCUCCAUCAGCAUAUCAUUGUCUUGCUCAUAUUGAUGGAGAAGUUGGAACAGCUCGUGGUGCAACUGAAGCUCAAUGUAUUUAUACUUAUAAUUGGAUGUAUUCAAAUAUCUUAGAAGAUAAUGUUUUACAAACAACUGGUCCAAAAUUUUUACAUGUUUAUUUAACAAUGCCAAUAGAAAUCUUAGAGAAAUUAGUUGAAAAAGCUGCUGAAAAUGGAUAUCGAGCAAUUGUUGUCACAUGUGAUGAUCCAACUAGUCGUGUUUGGAAUAACAUAUUACCAGUAUUUUUAGAAGCUUCAAAGAAUAUUGAUCCAAAUUUAAUGAAAACUGCAAUUAUGCCAAAUAUGAAUAUAUUUGAUUUAAGCAUUGAACCAGAUUUCUAUGAUGGUUCAAUAACAUGGACAAACAUUGAAAGAUUAAGAAAAUUAACAACGUUACCCAUUAUUUGUAAAGGAAUACUUUCACCAUUGGAUGCAGAAUUAGCGAUUAAAUAUGGAGCUAAUGGAAUUCUUGUCAGUAAUCAUGGUGGUCGACAGAUUGAUACAACAGUACCAGCUAUUGAAUGUCUUGAAGAUAUUGUCAAUAUCGUCAAUGGACGUGUAGAAGUAUUUGUUGAUACUGGUAUUCGAAAUGGAAGUGAUAUAUUAAAAGCAUUGGCAUUAGGUGCACGAGCUGUUUUUAUUGGUCGACCAGUUUUAUAUGGAUUAACUUGUGGUGGACAUGAUGGUGUACGAAGAGUUUUAGAUAUAUUAAAACAAGAAUUAAUUUAUGAUAUGGCUUGUUGUGGAUUAGCAAGAAUUGAUCAAAUAAAUAAAGAUAUUCUUUAUAAACCUUCAUAA